AUGUUGGACUAUUCUGUCUCACUAGAUGCAUCUCAGAGCAUACGUUGGACUGUUCUGUCUCACCAAAUGCAACUCAGAGCAGAUGUUGGACUAUUCUGUCUCACCAGAUACAUCUCAGAGCAGAUGUUGGACUAUUCUGUCUCACUAGAUGCAUCUCAGAGCAGAUGUUGGACUAUUCUGUCUCACCAGAUGCAACUCAGAGCAGAUGUUGGACUAUUCUGUCUCACUAGAUGCAUCUCAGAGCAGAUGUUGGACUAUUCUGUCUCACCAAAUGCAACUCAGAGCAUAUGUUGGACUAUUCUGUCUUACCAGAUGCAUCUCAGAGCAGAUGUUGGACUAUUCUGUCUCACCAGAUGCAUCUCAGAGCAGAUGUUGGACUAUUCUGUCUCACCAGAUGCAUCUCAGAGCAUAUGUUGGACUAUUCUGUCUCACCAGAUGCAUCUCAGAGCAGAUGUUGGACUAUUCUGUCUCACCAAAUGCAUCUCAGAGCAGAUGUUGGACUAUUCUGUGUAA
Molecule: messenger RNA, 513 nt
Organism: Parnassius apollo (apollo)
Lineage: Eukaryota; Metazoa; Arthropoda; Insecta; Lepidoptera; Papilionidae
Source: the annotation of a GenBank genome assembly